This is a messenger RNA of Aphanomyces invadans, 2072 nucleotides long. RefSeq lists its product as hypothetical. The coding region runs from base 76 to 1692 and encodes 538 amino acids. Gene Ontology annotation, biological process: transmembrane transport. The record is from RefSeq and is a predicted model, not a curated record. The transcript is spliced from 6 exons. Lineage: Eukaryota; Oomycota; Saprolegniomycetes; Saprolegniales; Verrucalvaceae.
CUCGCUUGGAACGCUUGGGGUGUUUGUUAACCCAACGCCAACCCCACCGCGGCCGACUCGCUGCUCUCUCAAUCUAUGCCGUCGGUCACCAAGACGGGAGAGUCGCCAAGUGCCUCCAAUAGCCCAAGACCAUCAUCACCUCAUGGUGACGUAGCUACUUCGGCAGCGUCGUCUGAAGUUCCUGGAUUGGGCAGCGACAUGGAGCAGGACUUCAGCAUCUCGUGGACGAUUGAGCACCUACAUCUGUACAACCCCGACUUUCAACUUACGCCUGAAGUCAUAGAUCUGCUCCAUCGUUUCUUCCACCAGCUUGACCCGGACGACCGUGGAGUUAUAUCAGGGACAGCGCUCAUGGAAAAGAUCCGACAAGUCGAUCCGCACGAAAUCCACUUCACGACGGACCAGUUGCAUCAACUGAACGAAGAAAAGCUACAGCUACGCAAGCAACAAAGGUCUCAGUUGUCGUCCUUCCACGACGAAGUGUCCCCCGACGACGUUACUUUCGACGAGUUCUGCACCCUUGUCAUGCGAUGGAAGGAGAUCAGUCCUGUGGGCGUGCAGAUGGUGUACACGACGUGGGUCAAAGAGAUGGGCGCCGUCGAAUUCGGGCUGGUGAACGAGACAGAUGGGAUGUUUAUGCUGGAUCUACCUCCCAGUCCCAGUGCCCAUCACGCCGACCCCGCCGUCGCCGCUCCCGUCUCGACCCCCGCCUCUUCGUCUUCUUCCACACCUGCAGGCGCCACCACCGUGGAUGCAACGUCGACCGAAUUUCGUUCGUUUGUGGCUGGAGGGUUGGCUGGCGUGAUUGCCAAGUCCAUGUUGUCGCCUGUGGAUCGGGUCAAGCUGCUCUUCCAAGUGAGCGACCACCUGCGCUUCUCGCUGCGCAAUGCGUUGUACAUGGCAUCGGACAUUGUGAAACGAGACGGGGUGCAAGCACUGUUUCGAGGCAACACGAUCAACUUGGUCAAGGUGUUCAUGUCGGCCGGGAUCCAGCACUCAUCCUUUGACUACGUCCGGCGGCGCUUCCACGAGUCCAACUGCAACAAUCACGACGGCUCGGCUCCGUAUGUGAAGAAGCUAUCCAACACCCAGCUCAUUGCGUCGGGGUCCAUUGCCGGCAUGCUCUCGACCAUGUGCACGUACCCGAUCGAUGUUGUUCGCACGCGGUACAUGGUGCAACAAGGCAAAAUCAAGUACUCGAACGUGCUGGAUGCGGUUGUGUGCAUGUACAAGGCAGAGGGCAUUCGGUCGUUCAGUCGGGGGCUGUUUGUCAACCUGGUCGGCAUCGUGCCAUACACAGGCAUUGGAUUUUCGCUGAACGAGCGGUUCAAGCAAAGCAUGGUGGAGUUCCAGCACCAGUACUUUGCCCCAGCCAACCCGGACUCGUUCCAGCUCUCUCCGUUCUCUAAGUUUAUGUGCAGCUACUUGGCAGGGUCGAUUGCGCAGACGGUGACAUAUCCCCUCGACACGGUGCGAAGGCGCAUUCAAACGGACGGGUAUGUCACGGGGGCGGGCGACACCCGCAGGUACCUCAACAUGCGCACGACGGUCAAGGCCAUCCUCGAGCAAGAAGGUCUCCGCGGGUUUUAUAAAGGGGCGUCGGUCACGUGGCUGCGCGGACCGCUCGCGACCGGCAUCAGUUUGACCGCAUACGACUUGUUAAAGGAGAUUCUCGGCGUUGAAAAAGUUUAAAUCACCCGUGUCUCAUGCUAGUCACCCGGAUGCGCAUCAUGCCGACGCAUGGUUGGACGAUGCACGGGCUUCAUGUACGGCUGCCGUUGCAUUCAAGCACCCACACGUCGUUCAGGUCCGCUUCGGGAGUCAUCCCACCAAACACAACGAACGUCGACUCGUCCACGACACACGCGCAGUGCGCGAAGCGGCCAGCCAGGCCUGUCGCCGUCUCUUCGGGGUCCAUGAAGGCCACAUCGAUGACGUGCUGGUUUGGGCAAGUCGAAGGGUCUUUUGGCUGGCCGACGACGAGUUGCAAUGGCACAGGGCGCAUUUGGCAGAUCGAGGUGUCCCUAUAGCCUGCACUUGAGGAAGUGAGACGACUGUGUUCUUGACAACGC